AUGAGCACCUUCUCACUGCCAUCGGCCGGUGGGGUGGUAUCUCUCUUGAACGGUCGUGGUCGCCGUGGCUCUUCGUCUGAAAGCGAAGGACCCCUGACUCUGUCGGCCACGGGCGGCCGGCCCCUGGGUUCCGCGUUCGAGGGUGCAUCGCAGCAUGCCUCUUCGACCGACUCCUUCACCCGGUCCAGUGGCCGGCGAUCUUCCUCUUCUGCUUCGAGCUCUCCCGCCACCUCCAUCGAGCCUGCCUUAGACGGCGGUAACCGAUCUGGCACGCGGAAGAACGGCUCCGACAUAAGCAACUCGACCCGCCUCCCCCGCAUCGACAUGUCGGACAGGCGUACGUCGAUGAGCGGACCACGCACUACGUUUUCCUCGACUGAGCACUUCAACGCGUCGCCGCUGCCCAUGAGCGGUCGCCCUGGCGAUACGAUGGCGCCCUCGAUGUCUGGCGUCUUUCCUCCGGGCCAGUGGGAUCGCUCUGGCGGCUUCGCCAACCCGCCCCCCAUGGAUCCCUCCGACUAUGGCCGACGACCAUCGAGCGCGGCGGAUAUGGGGUCCAGAGGUUACCCGACGCCGGGUGCCAGCUCGGGCUACGACACCAACGGCCAGGCCCACGCCGCCGGCGCCUCGGCUCCGGCACGGAAGGGUGGCAAAGAGGGUGGAUCGGGCGCCAUCACCAUCGGCGGCAAGAAGAGAUACCCCUGCCAGCAUCCCGGAUGCGACAAGACUUUCUCCACCAGCGGCCACGCUGCCCGGCACAACCGGAUCCACACUGGUCAAAAGCCGUACCGCUGCACGUUCCCCGGUUGCAAGGCGCGCUUCUCCCGACAGGACAACAGCCUGCAGCACUACCGCACACACAUCCUGCAUCCCAAGGGGCGAUCGUCGCAGUCUUCGCAGGCUCGGGAGGCAUCCGGUCAGUACGAGCUCGACGGCAUGGAGGUCGAAGGCCUCGACGCCGAAGCAGAGGCCAAGGCUGAGCUCGGCCGGCGCGCGCUCGAGGACGGCACUGCCAUCGCCGUGGUGCACGAGGUCAAGGACCAGCACGGGCGCAAGAAGGGCGAGACGAUCGAGCGGAUGGUCGGCAUGCCCCGCGGUCGUCGAGACUCGCUGCACUCGACGGCGCUGGAAGAUGAACGGAGCACCUCGCCGUCCUCGGUCGGCAGCGCGCGCAUCGAACGGCAGGCAAGCCUACCCGGCAUCGCUCACGUGGAGCCUCCGCACUACGACGGCCCCAGCGACUUUUGGUCCUCGAGCGCCGUGCGCCACCACCGGCUGUCGCUCCCGCAUCCCCACGGCGGCGUCGUGCCCCCGGAACCGUAUUCGCGACCUGGACAGCCCAUGGCGAUGAGCGUUGCCCCCGGCCUCGCUCCUGCCUGGUCCGGAGGCAGCUCGGUCUUUGACCCGCGCCUGGAGAUGUCGUCGCCGCAGUUGAGCCAGUCGACUGCGUCGGCAUCCCGGCGCGAGAGCAUCGACCCGGCCCUGCGUACGCUGCCCGGCUUGCCGGACGGGGAUCUCCGACUCGAUGCGGCCAGCCUGCGGAGUGCCAACCUCAGCAUGCCUCAGCCGUAUGGCCGAGCGAACGGCUUCAGCGGAGCGAGCCCCCGCUUUGAGCAGGAUCCCGCCGAUUUCCACCGCAGGAGCCUGUCGAUGGGCACGAGCCACGACCGCGGUGGCGCGAUGCCCGCGCAGCUUCGCUCCUCGGGAGCGCCCUACCCGAUUUCGGCGCCCGGCUCCAACAUGCCUUCUGCCCGUGCCUCCCAGAGCCCCAAGUCGAGCCCGACGUCGAGCAGCAACUCGGGGCCCGACUCGGCCGCGGCGCGGUCUCUAUCGGUGCUGGACAAGCUGGCGAGUGCCAACACAUCGUCGACCAGCCUUCCGGCCGCUCUGUCGUCCUUGACGGCACGAUCGCGCCUGCUCACUGGCGCGGCCGGCUCCGCGGGUCCCGGCUACCAGCAUCCCUACUCGUCGGAUCGCUCGACCAACCUAGACGCAUCGAGCUGCCGGGACGACCCGCUCUCAUCGAUUCCGAGCGGCAAUCUCACACUGCCCCUGCUCCACAGCAGCAGGAGCCCGCUGACGGGCACGAUCAAGGCCAACGACGAUCGCGAGCUGUCCACGAUUGACGCGGAUCGGAUGGCGACUCAGCCUCAUAAUUCUGCGCUGCGCUCCGGCGCAUCACAGGACAAGAUUACCCUGCCACCGCUCAACCCUCCGGGCUCUGGCGGUCGACGGUGGUAA
This is a messenger RNA of Pseudozyma flocculosa PF-1, 2241 nucleotides long. RefSeq lists its product as uncharacterized. Gene Ontology annotation, cellular component: PcG protein complex; transcription regulator complex. Bases 1 to 2241 code for a protein of 746 amino acids. The record is from RefSeq and is a predicted model, not a curated record. Gene Ontology annotation, molecular function: RNA polymerase II cis-regulatory region sequence-specific DNA binding; DNA-binding transcription factor activity, RNA polymerase II-specific. Gene Ontology annotation, biological process: regulation of transcription by RNA polymerase II. Lineage: Eukaryota; Fungi; Basidiomycota; Ustilaginomycetes; Ustilaginales; Ustilaginaceae. The transcript has 2 exons.